Molecule: messenger RNA, 1093 nt
Organism: Prorocentrum cordatum
Lineage: Eukaryota; Dinophyceae; Prorocentrales; Prorocentraceae
Source: the annotation of a GenBank genome assembly
GGAUCUCAUGCAGAAGGGCCGAUUGGAAUUCCUCUUCGCCUACCUCAGGGACUCGCUCCCAGCCGCGUCUGUCAAGACCGCAGAAGAGUUGGAGCCAUCCGAGGACCGCGCCUCGUUUGUAGCAAUGAAGGCUGCGUGCAGGUCGUUCAAGCAGUGGAUGAAGGUGCGUGCUCACAUCAAGGUCAUCUUAUCGACCCACGUUGGGGACGACGCCUUCCGGUCGGAUGACCAGGACUACCAGAUUGAGCAGGACGCGGCAGACGAGCCACGCGGCUUCGACGACGCCGCCCGCAAGCAUAUCAAAUCGAAAGCUGAAGCUCAGGGAUGUGCUGACCCAUCGAGCCUGGUAGACCUGUGCGCGCUGCUCGUCGGCGACGACGGCGACGCGCUCAUCUCCAAAACGAAGGCGUUCAUGAAGAUCAACCCGAAGCUUCACGUCGGCCCAGCCGCAGGAGGCCGCGUGGUAUCGAUGGCGAAGCGCCUGCAUGUCUCCUACGCAACGGCCAUGGCAGAGAUGAACCAGCAGCUGGCAGACGUCGACCAAGACAUUGCCCACGCGGCCACUUCCGACCACGUCGCCCUGCAGCUGGUCCUGCGUAAGGUCGCUGCCGUCGUCUGGGCGACUCUCGACAACAGUGUCGCGUUGCUCGCGAGGAAGGCGGCCACUAUCCUCAACGGGUUGCACGACGUCACAGGGGUGCUCAAGGUGAACGCGAAGGCUGGUGAGCUCCUUUCAGUGUUUGGGUCACAGGACGUUGCGAACGUUGUGAUGGCCCUUCGCGGGUAUUACAUGGCUGGUCUCCUCGCCGAUGCUAGCGAGACCGUUGCUGACAAUGCCGAGUUGUCUGGCCCGACCUCGCCAGAGUUGACCGCCGUCUGCGCCGCCGUCAAGCACGUCAGCGAGGUCCUCGUGGCGUCCGUGGACAUGAUGCCGACCGUGGAGGACGCCGAGUGGCCGUCAGACGCCGCGUGGGCGAAUCACUGGUGCCAUCUGGGCUCCCAGUGCUCGUCGGUGUCGCCGCGCGUUCCCAAGACGGACAACGACUGGUCCCGCCAGGAAACCUCGAUCUCCACCAAGCUGGCCCGCAAGAAG